UUUAAGGGUAGUGCUUUUUUGAUAUUUUUUUCAUUGGUACGAUUAUUUUGGACAUUCAAAUACGAUAAUUCACUUCCGUGCAGCUGGCAACCCUUUUUAGUGUUCAUGUGUUUGGACUGUUUGGCGAAAAAGCCAAUAAAUUAGCUUACUGCAGCGAAUUUCACAAUUUAUAACUUAAAAUGUCACUAAUUGUGGUCGAGGACGAUUCGAGCGACGAGCUAGCAUCAGUGUCUGAUGGCGAGCAAGGCAAACAUGUCCUCAAAAACAAGAUUACGAAUAAAGCGAGCGCACAAGAGUUGACCAUGGACGAAAGGUCUUACGAUGAAGCAGAGACUGUGGACACUGCUGAUAAUAAUGAUGAUGAAGAAAAACCCCUCUUAGAACUAAUGAAGCACCUGAUAAACUACAACGGCAAGCAGAACACAAAGCUGACCAACAACCAGCUCGUCGGAAUCCUGAAGAAUGAGUUCGACCUGGACCCCGCGAACCUGCACUUCAUCAGUGUGGAUAUAUAUAUGAAUGUGCUGAAAAAGUUCUUGAAAGAAUGGCCGCAGUGGGAUGAAUUUGAUCAGAUCAUGCAUGAAACCCGCUGUAUGGAUGACCACGAAGAAAUUGAAAAAAUGCUCGACAUAGAAUACAUAUCCCUAAAGGAAUACCUCGCUACCAUAUUGAAAGCGACUCAACCCUUCGCCCGAGAAGCAGCCCAGAAACUAAAGCGAAGCCAAGAAAUACCCGAAACCAGCAAAGCGGUCCCCGGAGACGUUGUCUUAGAGAUAAAUUGCACUAGAAACCAAUUAAAUAAACUAUUCUUCAGAAAACCACAUCCAGAACACAAAAGCACGAUAUUUAAUAUAGAUUCUUACGUACCAUCAAAAAUAUAUAUUAACCAACAGAGCUUUCGGUCUAUGUUAAAUUCCUGCUAUGUCAAUAUUUCUAUAAAUAUACCAUGUUUUAAGUAUAAACGAGAAAUGCAGCCUAAUUUCAAGCAUAAAUUAAUUAAUAAAAAUCUAAGACAGCUUGAACGGGAGCCGAAGUUAAACACACACUUACAAUCAUGGAAGAAUACGAAAACACAAGCGGAUGUGGCUAGGAAAGACUUGAAAUUAGUUAUAGAGAAAAUACAGCAUUCAAACAGAUAUAGUAAAGAACAACAAGAAGAUGUAGAUACUAUAUUUAAAACGGUUAACGAGGAUUUCAAAGUUUUGACAGCAUCAUAUAACGAUGGGAGGGUAGAAAUACCUUGUACAUUUAGGUUUUAUUUGAGCAAAUAUCCAUAUGUGAGACAUUUAUAUGAAGAAGUUGAUACUGAAUCGGAGAAAUAUGAUUUGCAGCUGGAAGAGAAGAUUUCACCGAUGCUGUGGUUCCAUAUAUCCAGGUUAAGCCUGGUGACCAGGUCGACGAACACAGACAGCGACUGGCUGAAGCUGGAGUGUUCCAUCUGUCAGACCAAGUACCACGGCGUCGAGGGCAUAGAGGCGCUGAAGGCACAUUUCAGGGAGUCUCAUCAAAACGAGCCUAACUGGAGCUGCAGCCACUGUGACAAGGAGUUCGUGGCCACACAACUGGCAACCGCCAGGUGGCACCAUCGGUGCGAAAACAUUGGGGAGGGGGAGCACAAGCUGUUCGAAAAUUAACUAGAUUCAAACCAACCUAAUUGUGCAUGCUACAGAGUAAAGAUACCAUACACGGUGUUUUGUUUAAUGUCCGACAAUCAAGGGUGCAUUCCUGAGCCUAAAUUAAGUAACUUUCUCAAAGAAACCGGUAUUCUAAUUAAGUCCAUUUUGGAGAUAAUCAAUGAUUUAUUUUUAUCUGAUAUGAUACACGGUGUUUUUUUAAACCCCGAUAAUUUUAAGGAUGCAUUCUUGAGCCUAAAUUAAGUAACCUCAAAGAAACCGGUAUUCUAAUGAACUCAAUUUUGAAGAUAAUCAAUGAUUUAUUUUUAUCUUAUAUAAUACACGGUGUUUUUUUUAUAAGACUUUUUAAGUCCAACAAUUUCAAGGGUGCAUUCCUGAGCCUAAAUUAAGUGACUUUCUCAAAGAAACCGGUAUUCUAAUUAAGUCCAUCUUGGAGAUAAUCAAUGAUUUAUUUUUAUCUGACACGGCCCCUAGGACCGUGUGAACUGUGUUCAAAAUAUCUACAUGAGAUGUCACUUUUACCUUUCAAUAUCAUUUUAGAUAUAUUUUGUUGCAUAUUUUAAUAAUAAAAUAUCAGAUUAUGAAAACACAUUUGAAAAUUUAGGGUUGUAUGAAUUUUCCAGUACUUCAAGGUCAUCGAGCAAGCUUACAGUUAUACAGUGUGUUUAUUUAGUUACCUGCAAUAAUUUACGGGUGAAUAUGCACCGUGUUUUUUUUUAUGUCCGUUAAUUUCAAGUGUGCAUCCCUGAGCUUAAAUUAAGUAACUUUCUCAAAGACCUGUAUUCUAAUUAACUCCAUUUCGGAGAUAAUCAAUAAUUAAUUUUUAUCUUAUAAUGCUCUUACGAGCGUGUACACUUCCCUUAGGGCCUCUUUACAUAUUGAUUAGUGUUUAGUCCGAGUUAAUACAUUUGCUAAUUAGCGCACAUACUAUCUCGGACGAUCGAUGUUCAAAAUGACAUUGAGAUGUCACAGUUUUCAAUUGUUUGGUUGAGUUAAAUGUAAUGCCCGUGUUACAACAACGCUAUAUGCAACAUUUAAUUACUUUUUAUAAAAAUUAAAAUAUUAAAAAAAUUAUAU
Molecule: messenger RNA, 2711 nt
Organism: Cydia pomonella (codling moth)
Lineage: Eukaryota; Metazoa; Arthropoda; Insecta; Lepidoptera; Tortricidae
Exons: 5
Coding region: 180-1634 (484 amino acids)
Source: RefSeq, a predicted model, not a curated record